Molecule: messenger RNA, 1497 nt
Organism: Lindgomyces ingoldianus
Lineage: Eukaryota; Fungi; Ascomycota; Dothideomycetes; Pleosporales; Lindgomycetaceae
Product: kinase-like protein
Exons: 2
Biological process (GO): peptidyl-serine phosphorylation; peptidyl-threonine phosphorylation
Molecular function (GO): protein serine/threonine kinase activity; ATP binding
Source: RefSeq, a predicted model, not a curated record
GAGGCAACGAUUCCCAUAAUGAACUUUCGGAGAACCUCCUACAAGUAUUUCCAGAUGACACUUUCGUACAACUUCGGAUGGAAUGGUGGUCAGAAUUCUACCGGCGAGUCGACACAGGAAGGAUCGAAUUUCGCGAUGUAUUGAGUCACUAUGCUGAUCUCUGGAGCCUACAAAUGAACGGCUGUGGUUUCGGCGCAGCCUCAGAGCCCCCGUGUCCAAGAACAAUUGGAGAAUGCUACACAGAGCUGAAAAGCUUUUCCGGAAAUACCAAAAUUUCAGAAAUAGAGUCAUUACUUAAGCGGCUCCAAGAAGUCGAGGGCAAGACUCCACGAUUAGAAUGGGACUCGAAGCGAAAACACGAGACUGCGCGCAGCCUCCGCCGACGAAUUCAUGAAAUCAUGCGCGAUUUUAGUGCUCAACAACGCAUAGCGGGACGAAAUACUACGUAUGAUCCGCAACAGAGUGCACCGUUCGAAAACUGGAGUCAUGUCAUCCAAAGGAAUUCCCGAGCUCAGAACCGCCGAAGGGGCUCUGCACAUAUGAUAGCGCCAAAUACAAGCAGCGGCAAUGUUUUUUUCACACCACAAACGCACAACUCCGGGGAUACUUUCUUCACGGCUCACUCUCCUUAUGUUGCAUCCUAUCAACAACUUGUAACUCCCCCAACACACUCCAACGAGCUCUCGCCCAGUGUGUCUUUUCAUGGGCUGCUCAAAUCUAAAGGGCUAUGGCCCAUCCACUACCUCAAAGAAAACGACUGGUCUGGGAGGGGCGAGCACGUCGAGUUCAAUAAAAGCGAAAAGAAAGAGAUACAAAAAAUCCUACCGAUUGAACAAUUGCUUGGGACAUCUAACUACGCUGUUGUGGAGAGCGUAAGAUGCAAGAGAAUCUAUCUUGCCCGGAAAACAAUCCGAUGUGGCAAGCAUUUCACCAAAGAACAAGCAAUAGACGAAGUAGCCCACCUGCACAAAGUUCGACACUCUCAUAUUGUCCAGGUUGUUGGUACCUAUUCAAUCGGAAAUUACCUUUCAAUUCUUCUUUUCCCGGUCGCGGAAUACAAUUUGGAGACGUUCCUAUCCGAAUUUAAUGACGACUGCUUGAAGCGUGAUCGCCUACUGGAUCCAGAUCGACCAAAUCUUUGGGCUGUUAGUGAUUUCUUCGGGUGCCUUUCGAAGGCGGUAGAAUAUAUUCAUGAUAAUAUGACAAAGCACAUGGAUAUCAAACCAAAGAAUAUCCUGGUCCGUAAUAUGGCCGGAAAGUCAGCACCGCACAGGCUGCCUUGGAAGGUAUACAUAGCGGAUUUCGGCAUUGCACGCUCUUACUCCACUUUAGAAGCAUCAGAGACGGAGGGACCAACAAUGUUCACUAAAAGGUAUGCCGCACCGGAAGUGGUAGCCCGUGAGAGGCGCGGUUUACCCGCUGACAUAUUCUCGCUGGGUUGCGUUUUCACUGAGAUCGCUGUUGCACUUGUUCAAGCGGCAUCGCAAGCAUAUCGCU